UUUUCUCUGUUGAGGAAACAUAAUGAGCGGGAGCAACAAAAGGAGGAGUUUACUAAGAUACUGCGACCAGCAGUGGAUGCAAACGAUACGAUCCACAUCGAAUUCAAAUUGAAAUUGAACCAAAUCGUUGACGUCCAUGCCAAACAUCAGACACUUACUGCAAAUGGAUGGCUUAUUCAUCAUUGGUAUGACCAUCGUCUGUCGUGGAAACCCGAGGAAUAUGGAGGAAUCAGGAAUUUCUAUGUACCUGGGGAGAUGAUCUGGCUACCCGAUAUCAUUCUCUAUAAUAACGCACAUGGCAGCCCAUGGGUUUCGGCUAUCACUAAGGCUCAUGUAUAUUACGAUGGAAGAGUGACAUGGGAGCCACCAGUUGUCUAUCACUCAUUCUGUACGAUGAAUGUCGAGUGGUAUCCUUAUGAUAUACAACAAUGUGAGCUGAAAUUUGGCAGUUGGACCUACAGUGGUACGCAAUUGGAUUUGAUGCAUGUGAGUGAAAGCCCAACCUUUCGGACCGAUGAUGAAUGGGACGUGGAACGAGGAGUGGAUGUUUCAACUUAUCAGGAAUCAGUAGAAUGGGAUCUGCUAUCUAUUCUUGGAACUCGUCACGAGAAAUGGUAUCCCUGUUGUGAUUAUCCAUCGGUCGAUAUCACCUAUUACUUGCAAAUCCGUCGUAAAAAGCUUUUCUAUACGGUGAACCUGAUCGUCCCAUGCGCUUCAUUGGCAGCUUUGACAUCAUGGGUGUUCUACCUACCCUGUGAGAGUCAUGAGAAGGUUCAGCUUUGCAUCUCCGUCCUGGUCUCGCUUACAGUAUUCAUUUUGCUUUUGGUCGAAAUCAUACCACCGACAAGCAUUGUUAUGCCUCUGAUAGUGAAAUAUCUCAGUUUUACGAUGGUUAUGGUCUCAUUGUCCGUCGGAUUCACAGUGUUUGUCCAAAAUAUCCAUUUCCGAACGGCCAAUUUUCCAAUUUCGGAUCGAAUUCGACAGAUUUUUAUUGACACGCUUGGACGGAAACUGCUCAUUUCUAGAGCUACAGAGGCAGCCAAUUUUCAUCGAAAAGCCCAACACAACAAGCAAAUCAAUGCCUUAUCCGCAAUGUCAAUACUACAA
This is a messenger RNA of Haemonchus placei, 1107 nucleotides long. NCBI's taxonomy places the organism in Eukaryota, Metazoa, Nematoda, Chromadorea, Rhabditida, Trichostrongylidae. The record is from the annotation of a GenBank genome assembly.